Schistosoma mattheei is the source of this 697-nucleotide messenger RNA. Lineage: Eukaryota; Metazoa; Platyhelminthes; Trematoda; Strigeidida; Schistosomatidae. The record is from the annotation of a GenBank genome assembly.
UGACUAUAGUUUUAAUCCACUAAUCUAGUUCAAAUGUAUUAAAGUAAAUGAUUCAUGUGAAGAAUAAUCAUUCGAAUUGUUGUCAUGUAUAGAACAACUUAAAGAUUUAAAGAAAAUUCAUUUGAAACACUUAAAUAUUCAUUAUAACAAAACAACAACAACAACAUGAAUUUGGAUAAUAUUAAACGAAGACAGUUUAUGUUGAUGUAGAAAAUCUUUGUCAUUAUCAUUAUCACCUUCUUCAUCAACAUCUUCGUCAACAUCAUCAAGAUUUUCAUCAGGAUCAGAUUCAUGUGACUUGUCGUUGACAACUUCAUCAGUAACUUAUUCAAUAUCUGAAUUAUCAACGAAUGAUCAUCCGCCUCCACCUUAUCCUCCACCUUAUCCUCCUCAUCAAGUAAAUAUGAUUCAUUGUGAAAAUUCAUUAACAACUAAAAAUAAUUCAAAAUAUCGUAAAGAUUUUUUAAGAAAAUUUCGAUUAGACAAUUCAUCAUGGUUAUUUUCAUGUAAUAAUCAUAAAUAUAAAGAAUGUUCUAAGAAGAAAAUGACACUACAAUUCACUGAACAAUUACAGAUAGAGUCUACAUUGAACUUAUUAGAUAACAUUGAUCCCGAUCAACUAUACUGUAUCCUAACUGAAGUGAUUCAUCAAUUAUUCAAUACAAGUGUAAGAACUAUUGAUUGUAAUUUACUAUGA